Linum tenue is the source of this 261-nucleotide messenger RNA. The record is from the annotation of a GenBank genome assembly. Lineage: Eukaryota; Viridiplantae; Streptophyta; Magnoliopsida; Malpighiales; Linaceae.
AUGAAGAAGAGCAAUUCUACAUCUCUUGGUUUAAAAGUAACAUACCCUAAGCGCAGAGAUGCGAUCGUGAAGAAAGCCACAGAGCUAUCUGUUCUAUGUGGCACAGAUGUUAGUCUCAUUUUGUUCUCCCCCAAGGGAAAAUUGACUAGCUUUGCUACCCACGGAAGGUUUGUGUUGCCAUGGGAUCCUUCCUGCAUUUACUCUUUUUUUGUUUCUUUUUUUUGUCACGCUCUUUUUUGGUGUUGGAUGAUACAUUGCUAG